AGGGGAACGCUCUGAUUGGCCCCAGCCUCCUCCAAUGGGUUGCCGCGAGAGCCGGUGGGACUGGGGAGUGUCACUGAGCCGGGAAGCGCUCGGGGAUCUCUCCGGGGUCGCGCCGGCUGCUUGGGCUGCUCCGGACUCGCCCUGUGGGAGGAUGAGGCGGGCGCCCUGGCGCUCACUGGCCACCUGCGGCUGGGUGGCUCUGCUCGCAGCCUGCUGCUUUGCGCGUGGGGCAUCCGCAGGUAAUGGUGCAUUUACCAUUCGCCAUGAAAAAACCAGAAAGUGCCUACAAGUUAAAAACUCACAGAUUUUGGCAGCAGACUGCAAGGAGACAAAUGAAACUUUGUGGAAAUGGGUCUCCCAAAAUCGCCUUUUCCACUUGGGAUCCCAACAGUGCCUUGGAUUAAAUAUAGUCAGACCAGCAUCUCCUUUGAAAAUGGUUAAUUGUGAUUCACAGCUCAUGCUAUGGUGGCGAUGUGUUGAUGCUUCCAUAUUUGGUGCAUCCCAGUACAAACUGACUUUAAAAGACAAUGUUGUGACUGCAAAUAUAAAUUCGUCAGACACCUGGAGAAGAAGUAACUCUUCCUAUGAUAUUUGUGAAUACCCUUACCGUGAGAUCUAUACGAGGGAUGGUAACUCCUAUGGAAGGCCCUGUGAGUUCCCCUUCCUAGUUAAUAAGACAUGGUAUCAUGACUGCAUUCGGGAUGUAACACACACAGAUGGUGAAUGGUGUGCCACAACCUCCAAUUACAUUCAGGAUGCCAAAUGGGGAAUCUGCUUAAAACCAGAGAAUGGUUGUCGUGAUACCUGGGAACACGAUCCAGGAUCUGAAAGUUGCUACCAGUUAAACACACAGUCUCCUCUUUCUUGGAAAGAAGCCUAUAUUUCAUGUCAAACACAAGGCGGAGAUUUACUGAGCAUCACAAAUACAACUGAAUUAAGUUAUAUACAAGCUAAAGAUGGCAUUGCAGAGGUGUUUUGGAUUGGCUUAAACCAACUGGACAUUUCUGGAGGUUGGCAGUGGUCAGACCACACACCCUUGAACUUUCUUAACUGGAAUCCAGACAUGCAAAAUGUGUUGCCUUUGGAUGGGUCAAGCUGCGUGGCGAUGAAUGCUGCCUCAGGUCAAUGGCAAAGUUACCACUGUGGGACUGCACUUCCAUAUGUCUGCAAGAAGCCACUUAACAAUACAAAAUCAGAAUUACCAGAUGUUUGGAGGUACUUGGAGACUCAAUGUGAUUCGGGCUGGCUUCCAUACAGUGGUUUUUGCUAUAUGCAGAUGAAUAACCAAGCUUCCUGGAAUAUGGCAAGUCAGUCGUGCAGAGAAAACAAAAGUGACCUCAUCAGCAUACAUUCUUUAGCAGAUGUUGAGCUGGUUGUUACAAAGCUUCAUAAUGAAACUAAAGAGGAAAUAUGGAUGGGUUUCAUGAAUGAGGAUACUCCAGCUUUGUUUAAGUGGUCAGAUGGGUCCAAAGUGGUUUUCACUUACUGGAAUCAGAAUGAACCAACAAUUCCUUUUAACAGCACUCCUAACUGUGUGUCCUAUUCAGGAAAGUUGGGUCGGUGGAGAGUCAAAUCUUGUGAAGAGAAACUGAAAUAUGUAUGUAUGAAAAAAGGAGAAGUUUUGAAUGAAACAUCUGAUAAACAGUGUUUCCCGAAAGAGGGAUGGAAGAGACAUGGAGACUUCUGUUACAAGAUUCAUAACAAUAAAGUAUCCUUUGGAGCUCAGUGCAAUCUUACAAUAAUGAACAGGUUUGAGCAAGAAUUUAUAAACAGUUUGAUUGGAAAAUACAGUAAAGGCAAAGAAAAAUAUUUCUGGAUAGGCUUGCAAGAUAUCAACCGUUCAGGAAAGUAUACCUGGGGUGAUGCAGAUGGGAGAAAAAAUGAAGCUGUGAUGUAUGCAAACUGGAAUUCCUUACAGCCAGCAUUUCCUGGAGGAUGUGUAGCAAUGUCAAGUGGGAAAUCUCUUGGAAAAUGGGAGGCCAAGGACUGUAAAACCUUUACAGCCUUAUCUAUCUGCAAGAACUAUACUGGGCCUCCCAGGCAGCCAGAAGUACUUCCUAAGCCAACUGACCCUUGUCCUCCUGGGUGGCAAAAUGGAUCAGGCCUUGCCUGCUAUAAGUUCUUUCAUAGUGAAAGAGUGCUGAGAACCAGGACAUGGGAAGAGGCAGAAAGAUUCUGUGAAGCACUAGGAGGUCAUCUUCCUAGUUUCACUGAUAUUGCAGAAAUGAAGGAACUCCAUUCUAUACUAAGAGACAUGAUCAGUAAUGACCGAUGGGUCUGGGUGGGACUCAAUAAGAGGAAUCCAGAUUCUCUAGGAACCUGGCAGUGGAGUGAUAAUAAUCCAGAAACUACUGUUAUGUCACAUGAUUUCCAAAGAGAUGUCUAUGACAUUAGAGACUGUGCUGCUUUAAAGACCACUCGAAUACCACGGAGGUAUUUUUGGAGACUUCAUUUCCAUGACGACAGACAAUUGGAUUUUUACUUAAAACCUUUUCAGUGUGAUGCUAGACUUGAAUGGGUUUGCCAGAUAACAAAAGGUAGUACCCCAAAGACACCAGAGUGGUAUAUACCAGAUGUGGAUGGAAUUCAUGGACCGCCACUUGUUAUUGAUGGAGCUGAAUUUUGGUUUGUGCCAGAUAAAAACCUGAGCUACCAAGAAGCUGCUCUCUACUGUGCAAACAAUGAUAGUGACUUAGCAUCUGUGGACUCUUAUACAAAACUAUGGGCACUCCUAACCAAAAUAGAAAAGUUGUCAGGUGCAGAACAGAAGUGGUGGCUGAAAUCCAUGGAUCAUGGAACUAACCAUCAUUCACCUUUACAGUUUUUUCCACGUUUCUAUGAUCGAUUCUGGAGGGAUUGUUGGUAUAUUUCUUCGAGGAGCUGGUAUAAAGACUAUUCAAUAAACUGCAAUCUGAAACUGCCCUUCAUAUGUGAAAAAUCUAAUGCAUCCUUACUGGAGAAACAUGAGCCAGAAUAUCACCCCCCUAAAGGUGGAUGCCCUAAAGAAUGGAUUCUGUUUCAGAACAAGUGUUUUCUAAAGCUAGAACACAGAUUUUUAAAAUUUAAAGAUGCCAAUGAAGUAUGUGAAACUUUUGGAGGCACUCUUCCAUCAAUCUCAAGCCAAGCUGAACAAGAUUUUUUAACAUCCUUGCUUCCUGGUUUGGAAGAAAACAUUUGGAUUGGUUUGAAGUUUUUUUUCAGCACAAGGGAAAACAAAUGGGUAGAUGGCAGUAGACUGCUGUACGGUAACUUUCACCCAUUGCUGAGAGGAACGCUAAGAAAGAUUCCACUUGAUAUGUUUGAUGGGGAGAUAAACAACCAGUGUGGCGUAAUGCUCAACAACCCCAAAUCUUCAUAUGUUGGAACAUGGAAUUUCUUGCCUUGUGCUGAGAAGCAUUUUUUGGGUAUCUGCCAGAAGCCAGCAGGGGCUGCUGACAACCAGACACAGCAAGUCCUUAAUGAAACACUGACCUAUCAAAAUGUCCAUUACACAGUAAUUCUGGAGAAUUUGUCCUGGUAUGAUGCACUGCGGGAGUGCAAACAGAAAAACAUGCAGCUCGUUAGCAUCACAGAUCAGUACCAACAGGCUUUUCUUACUGUGCAGGCUGCCAUUCACAAUUACCCACUGUGGAUUGGACUCUUCAGCAAAGAUGAUGGAAAACAUUAUGGCUGGGCAGAUGGAAAGCGCAUUGAUUUUAGUCGCUGGUCUGAAGAAGACGAAGAAACAAGUGAUGAAUGUGUGUUUUUGGAUAUUGAUGGAUUCUGGAAAACUUCUGAAUGUUCCUCUGAAAAUCCAGGUGCUAUUUGCUACUUGCCAACAAAUGAGACUGAGAAAGAACAAGUUGUUGAACAUAUUAAAUGUCCACAUACGUUUAAAAAUACACCAUGGAUAUCAUUUCAAAAUAGUUGUUACAUUUUCAUGAUAACAAAAGAUAGAUGGCAAGAAAUGAAAUCACAAGAAGCCCACCAUUUAUGCAAGAAAAUAAAUCUAGAUGCAUUUGUCUUGAAUAUUAGAGAUGAGGAAGAAAAUAACUUUGUUGUUGAGCAGCUACGUUCUUUCAGUGGCUUAGCUAGAUGGGUAUGGCUGGGCAUAAUUUAUGAUGACAGCGAUAAUUCCCUAAAAUGGUAUGAUGAAACUUUUGUGUCUUACAAGAACUGGAGACAGGGAAGACCUAAUGUAAAGAAGAAUCAGUUUUUUGCUGGAGUGAACUUUGAUGGGUUUUGGGAUAUUUACAACCGUACGCAAAGUUGGCAAGCUCUUGAAUUUAAUCAACACAGUAUUCUUGCCUGUAAAAUUGAAAUGGGGCCCAGAGAGAACAAGCCUCCAUUGCCUGAGUAUAUACUACAUGGAAAUAGCACAUACAGGAUCCUUCAGAAAAAAAUAACCUGGUAUGAAGCAUUAAGAGAAUGCAAACAGAAUGGAAGUGAUUUAGUCAGCAUACACAGUGAAUCCCAUCAGGUGUUUUUGGACAAUAUUGUAAAGCGUGAUGGAUAUCCACUGUGGAUUGGGCUAUCAAGCCUUGAUGGAAGUGAAUCUAAUUUAGAAUGGUCUGAUGGAAGUGAAUUUGACUACCGUCCCUGGGAACUGGAAAACUCUAAAUCUACUGGGAACUGUGUUUUUCUGGAUACUAAAGGAUUUUGGAAACGUGCAAGGUGCACAAAUGUUAUUGAGGGUGCCAUUUGCUAUACUUCUUCAGACAAGAGACGAUUACAGCCACAGCAAACCAAAGGCUCCUCCAGGUGUCCACAGGGUACUAGAACAUCGCAGUGGUUGCAGUAUAAAGAUCAUUGCUAUGCAUUUGACAUGGCAUUAUACAAUUUUUCAGUAUAUACUGCAGAAGAGGCUAAAAGAGUCUGUCAGAAGCUGGAUCCUUCUGCAACACUAUUGACUAUAAAGGAUGCUGAAGAGAAUAUAUUUGUCAGUAAGCACAUAAGGCAAAAUGACUUCAUCACCAGAAGAGUGUGGCUUGGAUUGUCUCAGAACUUCAGGGCUAAGUCCUUGAACUGGCUUGAUGGUUCAGCAGUUAAAUAUGCCAAUUGGGCAAACGGAACUUCAAAAGUCAAUGGGAAAUGCAGUGUUAUCCUAUCCACAAAUGGAACAUGGUCUGAAGUUGACUGCAGUCAUAGUAAAGGCAGAGUUGUUUGUAAAGCUCCGCUAGGCACUAAUCAUACUGGAGUGGCUAUAGCAUUUGCUCUGUUAAUUAUCCUAGUCUUGGUUGCCGGAUUAAUUUGGUAUCUCUACAAAAAGAAACGGCUUCAGUGGGGUGGCUUCUUUGCAGUACGCUAUGAACGAGGGAUGAAUGAAGAUGAGACUGAUAGUAUGUUUACCAAAGAUGGUUACUGACAAACUGUUCUUACUAAUGGUUUUAUUACAAAUUCCACUGUGUGAAACUAUGGGGAAUGGGCUACUUGACACUUUAUUAGUUCCUUCUGAAAAAUGAGUAAGAUGAUUAUUAACUCAUGGCUAAAUUAUGCCCUCUAAUACAUGUGUGCAAUUUUAAGGCAGUGGGAGUUAACUGAAUUUGGCCUUACCUGUAAAUCUUGCACAAGGUAGAAGUUCCCUGAGCCUCUAUAGCUCUGUGAUUCCAUAUUAACUCUGGGUACUGCCUCUAAAAUCUUUACCUACAUUAUCUUUUUUUUUUACCAAAAAAAAAAAAAGAAAGAAAGAAAAAGGUGUUUUGGGGGGGUUACGGGUGAGGAAUAGACAUUUAAACUGCAAACCAAACAAACUUUAAAUUAAAUAUCUACCUUUUUCAGGCAAUUAUUGAUUUAAACCAUUGGUGUCAAAAGACAUACAUUUUGAAGUACCGUACGUUCCCUGUUUCUAGCAUUAGCACAAAAUAUGAUGAUAAAUACCAGAUAAAUGAUAUUUGGAAUAACCACUUUUGUAAUAAGUCGUUAAGUAUCAACUGUGAUAUAAUACAAAAAGGCUUGUAACCACUAACAAUUUCUGUUCCUACUGAGGUAGAAUCUUAACAUUUGGUAUGCUCAUUAUGGUCCAUUGAGUGCAAGAGAGAAAAAAAAUUAUAUAUCAGAACAUUGAUUUUUUUUUUCUCAGAGGCCACCAAAAGGCCAUCAUCACUCUUCCCUGUCAUAUUGAAUGAUUGUUCAGGUGUCCUUCAGAGCUAGAAUCAUGACGUAGAGUAUGCUCUUUCACUAUGGGAUUCUAUCAAUAAGGAAAUAUCCCUAUUAAAGAACCAGGUAACACUUAAGUCUGAGCCUAUUGCAGGCUCAUACAUGAAUAGCCAUGACCUCCGAAUAUGCUGCUGGUGUCCACACAACUGGGAUUAAGGGCUAAAUACAAACAUGAGCAAAAUUCAAACCUUAUGUAAAUACUCUGUUAUCUUCUAAAAACAGUUCAAUGAAUGGUGUACUUUUCACUGUAAGGAGACUCUCUUUUAAGCAAGAAUUUUCAGUCUUCUUUCAUAGGCUCUGAUUUGUGGGUGAUGCAAGUACCCCAUAGUAGGCAUGUUGAAAAUCAAUUUGUGGGAAUGGGGAGGGAGUCGUAAAGGAAGACUAGCCUUAAACUAGUAGUUAGAGAAUAACCUUUAAAUCUGCCAAAAUCCAUCCUAUGUUUUUAAAGUUGGUAUAGAAUUAGAUCUGAAUGAUGAUGUCCUGCACUAACACAUGGGAAAGACUCACAGUUCAUUUCCUAGUCUGUUGCACUCUGUUGUGUUCAACUCCAGUUGUGUGCAUACAUGCUACAAAUUCUUGAUCUAUUUACAUAUUAGUUAAACUUGAUUUUUAUGUGCUGUGUCAAUUGCCUUUCCUAUAUACUCAAAAAAGGCUACUAGAGUGAAGGGUUUUUUAAAAUAUAUAGUUCUUGAUUAAACCAUUACAGUAAGUCACUGUGUGAAAGUGGAAUAAUAAUUAUAAGAAAAAUGUUUCUUAAUGCACAUUGUCCGUUUAAGAUCAGACCUGUUUACCAUUUUGAAGGAGUGAAUGCUAUUUAAGUAAAAAAAGAAAAAACAAAUAAAACGAAUACUGUAUACAAAAGACCAAAUUAAUCCCUGGUGUAAUUCCAUUGACAUCAGUGUUAUUACAUCAGUAGUACAUUUGGCCAAAUAAGCUGAGAAUACUACUGAUUUUUUUAAGAUACACUGUUAAGGGUGGCCGGCCAGAGAGCCUAUUUAUGAGCUUAUUUUUGUUGCUGAUGCAACACUUUCCUUUGUGCUUGUUUGCACUGUUCUGAUAUGCAAUCUUUUAAAAUAAUAUUUAGAAGUACAGUAUCUCUCUAGCAAGAUUCUUGUAGAUGGUUUUAGUACCCGUAUACAAGAAUAGGUACCAGACAAGCACGCUCAAGAAAAUAGUUCUGUAUUAGUUCUCUAAUUGGCCAUAACUAAGAAAAGAGAGUAAGAAAGAAAUUGGCCUUAUAGCAAUUUAUGCAAAAAACUUUUGAAAUUGGCUGCAAUACCUUGGAGUAAAUUUUAGGUAAAACGUGUGGCUAUUUAACCUUGUUGCUGUGCUUCACAUAUUGCUUUUACAACAGUCUGGUUCUUGUGAUCCUCUAUUUUAUUAUAGUUAUGAAACAUUUAUAUUACAGAAGCACCAAGCAGAGUGGGGUCUUACUAUGGUAAGUGUUGUACAAACACUUGAGGACACAGUUCUUGUCUCUGUGUAUUUAAUGACAAAAAUUUCCAACUAAUGUGAUAAAAUAAAAUAUUAUCAAUAAAGCGAUAGGCAGCAUGGCCAUGAUCCAGCAAAGCACUUAAACGUGCGUAAUUUCAAGUUAACAUAAAUGCUUAAAUGUUUUGCUGGAUGGGGUCUAAAUUAGUGGAUUUAGAGAAGUUUGUACUGUAUUAAAUAAAGUUGUAUAUGGUUCAGUGUCCUUUUCUAACAAAAGUACAGAUCAGGGUAUAUUUGUACAAAUAUAAAUUAGAUACAUGUGUGUUCAGCCUUGCUAGUUUUAUGACUGUUUGCACUUAUGGGCUUGCCUGGAUGUGAAUUUACAGACAGAAAGUGUAUUUUUAAUGUUAUUACCAAGAUAACUAACUUAUGAUUUCAAGACACACAUGAAUAUACAAUAAAAGGAUACAGUGUUUUUAUAAAGUGUUUCAUUUGUGUAUUGUUGUGAAUUAUGUAAAUAAUUUUGUAAAGCACACUUCCAAUGUUUUUUGCAAUAUACCAAUAAAUGGAAUCUUGGGUAGCUUUUAUUUCAUUGAGCACAACUGUCUUAGCAUAAAUGAACAGCCCAUUUUCUGGACUGAAGUGUACAGUGAGGAUAAUAUACAAACAUGCUCUUCUUCACUCUUGAAAGAAUAAAAUUUAUAAAGUCA
Molecule: messenger RNA, 8276 nt
Organism: Caretta caretta (loggerhead turtle)
Lineage: Eukaryota; Metazoa; Chordata; Testudines; Cheloniidae
Gene: LY75
Product: lymphocyte antigen 75
Source: RefSeq, a predicted model, not a curated record